AUGAACAUACUCAAGAAUCCAAGGCAUAAAAUUCCUAUGACGAUACUCCUACACAAAGAUAGUACAUUAGAAGGUAAAAGAUGCCGACCAGAAUAUGAUAAGUUAUUAGUUGAUCCUCUAUUAAAAUACUCUGGAUUAUUCGGGUCGGGAUGCGGAAGAGGAGAUUUAGCUGCUUCUCUUCAAGUACAUGCUAAUGGGAGAGCACUUGCACUGCCAGUUCAUACAUCAUAUAAACAUUUUACAUCUAGAUGGAACUGGAAUCAAUGGAUAACCUUACCAAUUUCAUAUGCUGAUUUACCUCGUAAUUCUCAAUUGUGUAUUACUCUAUAUGAUUGUGCUGGACCGGGAAGGCAUAUACCAGUAGGUGGAUCUACGAUUUCACUCUUUGGCAAACAUGGUGUAUUCCGUCAAGGAAUGCUUGAUUUGAAAGUUUGGCCAGGAUUAGAAGCAAAUAGUGAUAUUUUUACAACAACUCCAGGUAAAGCAAGAGAUCACGGAAAAGAACAAAUGCAUAGAUUGGCUAAACUUGCAAAAAAACAUCGUAAUGGACAAAUAAGUAAAGUAGAUUGGCUUGAUAGAUUGACUUUCCGUGAAAUUGAAUUAAUUAAUGAACAAGAAAAAAGAGCUUCUGACUAUUUAUACCUUAUGGUUGAAUUUCCACAAAUUACAAUAGAUGGAAUACCUGAUGGAGAUGAAGUAGUGCAACAUCGAUCACAACCAGAUGUUGUUACUUUUCCAGAUUAUGAAAUUUUACAGGAAAAUUUAGUGGAAGCUAAACAUCAUAAAUUAGCUAGAAGUUUACGAAGUGGUGGAAAUACAAAAGAAUUAAAACCAACAUCUAAUGUUCGUGAUGCUUUAAACACUAUAUUAUCAUAUCCACCUACUACUGCACUUUCUACAGAAGAACAAGACCUAAUCUGGAAAUUCCGAUUUUAUUUAUCUACCCAGAAAAAAGCACUUACAAAAUUUAUAAAAUGUGUAAAUUGGAAAGUAGCUGGAGAGGAACGUCAAGCUUUAGAAAUGCUUAUUCUAUGGGCUCCACCUGACCCUGAAGAUGCUUUAGAAUUACUUGGACCAGCUUUUACACAUCCAGCCAUUAGAAGAUAUGCAAUUGAACGUUUAAAUCAUGCAUUAGAUGAUGAUUUAAUGUUGUAUUUACUGCAAUUAGUACAAGCAUUGAAAUAUGAAAACUUUGAAAGCAUCAAAAUUGCUAGUGAAAUUUUUAGUAAAAAUAGAGAAUUAAUUGAUAACAGUGAAAAAAUUAGUAAAGAAUAUAAAUCUAAUAAUAUUUCAUCAUCAAUAUCUGGAAAUACUAUUAAUUUUUCAAAUUUUGAACCUAUUCCUUUUCCGCUUGAUCCAGAUAUUUCCAUUAAAGGAAUAAUACCAGAAAAAACCAGUCUGUUUAAAUCUGCUUUAAUGCCUUCAAAAUUAACUUUUUUAACUACAGAAAAUACAGAAUACAUAGCUAUUUUUAAACAUGGUGAUGACUUAAGACAAGAUCAACUAAUUUUACAAACUAUAGCAUUAAUGGAUAAAUUAUUAAGACGUGAAAAUCUAGAUUUAAAAUUAACCCCUUAUAGGGUUCUUGCAACUAGUACACGGCAUGGAUUUUUACAAUUUAUUGAAUCAACAACCGUUGCUGAAGUAUUGGCCAAUGAAGGUUCGAUAUUAAAUUUCUUUCGGAAAAACCAUCCUUCAGAAAAUGGACCAUAUGGUGUUGUCCCCGAAGUCAUGGAUACCUAUAUUCGAAGUUGUGCUGGAUACUGUAUUAUAACUCAUGUUUUGGGUGUUGGAGACCGACAUUUAGACAACCUUCUUCUUACAACAUCAGGUAAAUUAUUUCACAUUGAUUUUGGUUAUAUUCUUGGAAGAGAUCCUAAACCAUUACCACCACCAAUGAAGCUCAGUAAAGAAAUGCAUUUCUUCAUUUACGCCGACAUGCAAAUUUACUAUUGA
Molecule: messenger RNA, 1956 nt
Organism: Ceratosolen solmsi marchali
Lineage: Eukaryota; Metazoa; Arthropoda; Insecta; Hymenoptera; Agaonidae
Source: RefSeq, a predicted model, not a curated record